UAGUAAGUUAAAAAUUAUAUCUUACAUAUUUUCCCAUUAAUCUCUAUAUAUAAUUAAAUUUAGAUUUUUCAAAAUCAUUACAAUCAUCUCAAUUUCUCUUCGAUAUCUAUACCAUUUAAUUAUUUUUCGAUAGUUUUUUCAAAAUCCUUCACAAGAAUACUGCCACUGUAACAAGGUUACAGAUAUUUCCACUAUAACAAAGUUUGACGAUAAUAUUCAAAAUACAGGAAUAAGCUAAACUUUUUCACCGCUAAAAAGUCGUCGGCCAAAUAAGCCUCUUCAAUUUUUUAUAAGGUUUUUAUUAAUUUAAUAAUAGUAACAACAAAGAAAACUCAUUAUAAAUUAAAAAAAUUAUUUGAUGAUCAUUGUUAUAGGAAAACCUGUUUUUGCUCUCUGGAAAAUUGAUUGUUUUUGCUAAGCUGUUUUCUGCUAUUUUUUUUUGCUGUUUGGAAUUCCUUCCAAUUCCCAAUUUGGAAGAGAAUUUCAAUCAAAUUAUUUAUUCCACUCUUCUCUUUCUCUACAAACCCCGAUUCCAAUUUGUACAAAGUUUGAAUCUUUGUAUUAAUUUUUUUCUAAAAAAUCAAGAAUUUCAGUUUUUCUUUCUUGGGUAUUUAUUUCUUUUCCUUUUAAGGGUAUUUUUUCGAAAAAAGAUAUUAAAAGGAACAAAUUUUGUUUCUUUUUUGGAGUCUUUUCAAUUAAGGGUAAUUUCAAGAAUGUAUAAAAAGGAAUAAAUUUGUUUUUUUUUUUUUUUUAUUUCAAUUAAGGCUAAUUUCAAGAAGAUAUAAAGGAAGGAUCUUUGUAUUGUUUGUCUGAGGGUUUUUGUAUUUUAAAGGUUUGUUUUAAGGAAAUAUUCUCAAAAAAGAAAUUUGGUUUCUUUUUUUGGUUUUUUUUUUUUCAAUUAAGAGUAAUUUCAAGAAGAUAUAAAGGAAGGAUCUUUAUAUUAUUUUUGUGGUGUUUUGGUAUUUUUUAAGGUUAGUAUUACAAUAUCAAGAAAUUGAGGUGAUGGGUAGUGAGAAUAUUGAUCAACAGACAAGGGGAGGAUAUGUAUCAGAUGAAGUGUUGGGAACAUUCAUACCAAUAAUUGUUUAUUGGGUAUAUUCAGGAUUGUAUUUAAUGCUUGGGGGUAUGGAUAAUUAUAGGUUACAUUCUCAGAAAGAUGAGGAUGAGAAGAAUUUGGUGUCCAAAAAAGAGGUUGUUAAAGGUGUUCUUCUUCAACAGGUUGUUCAGGCUGCUGUUGCUACGCUGCUAUUCACGAUCACCGGAAGUGAUGUUGAAUCUGACGGGGAUCAACAUGCUUCCAUCUUUGUUCGUGGCAUACAGUUCUUGGUUGCUAUGUUUAUGCUAGAUACUUGGCAAUAUUUUAUGCAUCGGUACAUGCACCAAAACAAGUUCUUGUACAAGCAUAUCCAUUCUCAACAUCAUCGUCUAAUUGUUCCAUAUGCAUUUGGAGCUUUGUACAACCACCCUUUGGAGGGCCUGCUUCUUGACACAAUCGGUGGAGCGUUAGCUUUCCUUGUCUCUGGCAUGUCACCACGUACCUCCAUCUUCUUUUUCUCAUUUGCUACGAUCAAGACGGUUGAUGAUCAUUGUGGACUAUGGUUGCCUGGAAAUCUCUUCCAUACCAUCUUUAAAAACAAUUCUGCUUACCAUGAUAUUCAUCACCAGCUUUACGGGACCAAGUUUAACUAUUCACAGCCUUUCUUUGUGACGUGGGAUAGGAUACUCGGUACUUACAUGCCAUAUGAACUUGAGAAGAGACGAGGAGGAGGUUUUGAAGCUAAGCCCGUUAAUGAUUGCAAGGAACAUUGACAACACUGGUAGUUCAUGUUUGUCAUAGGGUGUGUACCACUGCAAUUUUCCCCUUUUUCUAAUGCUUAGUUACUCAUUUAAUUUGUAUAUAGUUAAAGGCUUCUGCAUAUAUUGUUGUAUAACAGGUGUUGGUUUCCAGUUUGAGAAAGGAAAUAGGGCCGAAUAAUAGUUUCCUUUUUAAACAUCGUCUGAGAUCUGAUUUCUGGUAUAUUCAACUAAUAGGCAGAGAUAAAAAUUUCCUCAGAUACAUUGUGUACUAUGAAUUAUUUAGUUCCAAAGCAUAUGGGCAUGUAUUAAGACACUUUCAUUGUUC
This is a messenger RNA of Capsicum annuum, 2122 nucleotides long. Its product is annotated as sphinganine C4-monooxygenase 1. NCBI's taxonomy places the organism in Eukaryota, Viridiplantae, Streptophyta, Magnoliopsida, Solanales, Solanaceae. The record is from RefSeq and is a predicted model, not a curated record. Gene Ontology annotation, biological process: lipid biosynthetic process. Gene Ontology annotation, molecular function: oxidoreductase activity; iron ion binding. The transcript is spliced from 2 exons. Bases 1003 to 1809 code for a protein of 268 amino acids.